UUUUAAGGAUGGAUGAGGAAAUGGACAUAGACGUGGUUGCCGAUGAGAAUGGUCAGCAGGUGAACUCUGUUCCAGAAGCAGCUAAUCGAGCUGUAGAAGAGCCACUCGAUGACGAGGAUGAUGACAGGACUUACAGUGGGUCUUCGAAUGGAUCGUCAUUUGGAGAGGAUGAAGAUGGUGCUCCAGUGGUUUCGCUGAGGAAGAAGAAUUUCAAUGCAACGCCUACGGUUCGCGCAGCGCCUGUGGAGUUGCCCACCAAUACCCGACUGAAAGUAAAAGUGAACAAAUUAUUCGUAACGGCAGAGUGGAAGUGGAUUGAAGGUGGUGAUGAUACUUGUGGCAUCUGUCGGAUGCCUUUUGAAGCAUGUUGUGUAGACUGCAAAUGUCCAGGCGAUGAAUGUCCGCUGGUACUUGGCCAAUGCAAACAUCCUUUCCAUAUGCACUGUAUUGUCAAAUGGACUGAUGCACAAAACACUCCAAAACCACAGUGCCCACUUUGCAGGCAAGAAUGGAAGUUUGUGGAUUAAUUCGUCGUAUUUGUGAAGAAAAGACAAUGAGCUAAAGUGCGGGUAUUAACAUUUGAAAAUUAUUUUUAUAUGUCUUCACCACAUAAAGGUCUU
Molecule: messenger RNA, 620 nt
Organism: Cylicocyclus nassatus
Lineage: Eukaryota; Metazoa; Nematoda; Chromadorea; Rhabditida; Strongylidae
Source: the annotation of a GenBank genome assembly